Molecule: messenger RNA, 1681 nt
Organism: Canariomyces notabilis
Lineage: Eukaryota; Fungi; Ascomycota; Sordariomycetes; Sordariales; Chaetomiaceae
Product: tubulin-domain-containing protein
Exons: 7
Coding region: 81-1430 (449 amino acids)
Biological process (GO): nuclear division; nuclear migration by microtubule mediated pushing forces; microtubule cytoskeleton organization
Cellular component (GO): cytoplasm; spindle; nucleus
Molecular function (GO): GTP binding; structural constituent of cytoskeleton
Source: RefSeq, a predicted model, not a curated record
CUUUUUGGGUCGUCAGUUGUCUCUCGACUUGCUCAUCUUAUCCAUUAUUCACUGCACAUAUUCUCGACUAUACCACCAAGAUGCGUGAGAUUAUCAGCCUAAACGUCGGCCAGGCUGGUUGCCAGAUUGCCAACUCCUGCUGGGAGCUUUACUGCCUCGAGCACGGCAUCCAGCCCGAUGGCUUCCUCACUGAGGAGCGUAAGGCGGCUGAUCCCGACCACGGCUUCAGCACUUUCUUCUCCGAAACAGGCAACGGCAAAUACGUUCCACGGACAAUUUACUGCGAUCUCGAGCCCAACGUUGUCGACGAGGUCCGGACCGGUGCCUACCGCGGUCUUUUCCACCCCGAGCACAUGAUCACUGGCAAGGAGGAUGCCUCCAACAACUAUGCUCGCGGCCACUAUACGGUCGGCAAGGAGCUAAUUGAUCAGGUCCUUGACAAGGUGCGCCGGGUUGCCGACAACUGCAGCGGCCUCCAGGGUUUCCUUGUCUUCCACUCGUUCGGCGGUGGUACGGGUUCCGGCUUCGGUGCUCUGCUCAUGGAGCGCCUUUCAGUAGACUACGGAAAGAAGAGCAAACUCGAGUUCUGCGUCUAUCCCGCCCCCCAGACCGCCACUUCGGUCGUGGAGCCGUACAACUCGAUCCUGACAACCCACACCACCCUUGAGCACGCUGACUGCUCUUUCAUGGUCGACAACGAGGCCAUCUACGACAUCUGCCGCCGUAGCUUGGGUCUUGAACGCCCCAACUACGAGAACCUCAACCGCUUGAUCGCUCAAGUUGUUUCUUCAAUCACUGCGUCGCUCCGCUUCGAUGGCUCCCUUAAUGUCGAUCUGAACGAGUUCCAGACCAACCUGGUCCCCUACCCACGCAUCCACUUCCCCCUGGUUGCGUAUGCGCCCGUCAUCUCGGCCGCCAAGGCCGCCCACGAGGCCAACUCGGUUCAGGAGAUGACCAUGUCUUGCUUCGAGCCCAACAACCAGAUGGUCAAGUGUGACCCCCGCCACGGCAAGUACAUGGCUACCUGCCUUCUGUACCGCGGUGAUGUCGUCCCCAAGGACGCUCACGCCGCUGUCGCUACGCUCAAGACCAAGCGCACCAUCCAGUUCGUCGACUGGUGCCCUACCGGUUUCAAGCUUGGUAUCUGCUACCAGCCUCCUCACCAGGUGCCCAACGGCGACUUGGCCAAGGCCAACCGGGCCGUGUGCAUGCUCUCCAACACCACUGCCAUUGCCGAGGCUUGGUCUGCUUUGUCGUCCAAGUUCGACCUCAUGUACUCGAAGCGCGCGUUCGUGCACUGGUAUGUCGGUGAGGGCAUGGAGGAGGGUGAGUUCUCCGAGGCUCGCGAGGAUCUUGCGGCUCUGGAGCGCGACUACGAGGAAGUUGCUGCGGACUCAAUGGAGGGUGAGGAGGUUGAGGCCGAGUACUAGAUUGGUGGUUACUUGCCAAUUCAGCAAGUGGAGAGGCUACUACCCCGGAUCAACUACUCGGGGCACCCGAUUACACAGUCCUUCUGUUAACCUCUUAAGAACGCGACUCUGUUGACAGAGGAGCUCUACAACGAUGGGUAUCCUCUUGGCCAGCGCGUAUCUGUGGGUUAUCUUUGUUAGACAGAAAUUGAUAGUCUACUUUUAAUCAAGACCAAACUGCGAAUACUGGCGAGACUGGGAGGCGUAUAGCC